AUGAAGAACUGGAUGAAGAGGGAAAUCUGGGCUUCUCUGCUGAAAGUGCUGCCCCCACGGACGGACGGAUGGAUGUUGAUCUAUCUUUCUCCAUUAUCCUCACAGUCCAUACUGCCUGAGCUGGCGGGUGCGGCUGGAACAACGCAGCAAAUCGAUAAAGUGCAGUCCCUAAAGAGUGAAGUAGAUGGCGUGAAACACAUCAUGACGCAAAACGUGGACCGAAUCCUGGCCCGCGGAGAGAGAUUGGAUGAUCUGAUGGGCAAAUCGGAGGAUCUGCAAGAUGGGGCCAAACACUUCAAACACACAUCACACAAAGUGGCUCGCUCCUAUUGGUGGAAAAACGUCAAGCUGAUCAUUGUCAUCGUGGUGGUCGUCCUCAUCAUCGUGCUCAUCAUUAUCCUGCUGGCCACAGGCGUCAUCCCCGUCAGUGCCCCCGUGCCGCCCAUUGUGCAGCCCACCAUUAAGCCUUAA
Molecule: messenger RNA, 471 nt
Organism: Nerophis lumbriciformis (worm pipefish)
Lineage: Eukaryota; Metazoa; Chordata; Actinopteri; Syngnathiformes; Syngnathidae
Source: RefSeq, a predicted model, not a curated record